Molecule: messenger RNA, 681 nt
Organism: Umbelopsis ramanniana AG
Lineage: Eukaryota; Fungi; Mucoromycota; Umbelopsidomycetes; Umbelopsidales; Umbelopsidaceae
Exons: 2
Coding region: 153-425 (90 amino acids)
Source: RefSeq, a predicted model, not a curated record
GCUCGCUGUGAUGUGAAAUUUAAGUGGAUCAACUCGAACUUCGCCUACAACACCGGCCUACAAUUCCCUUUCGGCGUUCCUCCCCAGCUGAUAGUUCCGCCUUCGAACCAGGUCUGGCAGACACGCAGACUUACGCCAUAGAUUUCAAAGCCAUGGAAGAUGACAAUCUAUCACCGCGCAGAAAUCUGCAUACAGCUCUUUUUCAUUUUCUUGCUUCAUAUUUUUUAUAUGUUGCUUUGAAGAGAAACGACGUACGGGGGAGAUGUUCAACUAUAUUCCAAAAUAAAUAUUGCGAACAAGCCGAUGGGGAAGGAAGACGGCUUUCAAACCUGAUAAUGAAUACAUUUGCUUAUUUUACAUAUUCUCUCCAAUUCGUUGUUUUAUUCUAUAUCCCUAUUCUCUAUGCAACGCGUCGCCUCUCAUAAUACAGAUGGUCAUCAGGCCAAGGAUUGCAGCAAAUCUGCUAACGUUUGCUACAACUGCAACCAAGAGGGACAUUUGAGCAAGGACUGCCCUGAGCCCCGCGCUGAGAAGGUCUGCUACAAGUGCAAUGAAAGCGGACACGUCGUACGUAUAUAGCAACAUCAUGCUCUUCAGUUCUUUCGUUGUCGGUUUCUAUGUUAUUUAUACUUUUGUUGAUAGUCUCGGGAUUGCCCCAACGAGACCACUUCUGCUGGUCCU